AUGCUGUUUCAAAGAGCACUACUUGCGACGGCCUUCGCGACGGUCAAUGGAGCGCUUGCGUGUACGAACUGUACCAAUGAGUCUCCGGAGCCCAUCACAUUGUCCCCGGCGCCGUGGACACUCAAGGGAGAUAUCUACGGUCUCUUCCUCCUACCAGGUGUAGGCAUACCCUUAACUGGAAACAGCCUCCCUAUCAAGACUUUCCCCCCAUUGGAGAGACAGCAUCCGGAGUCCAUAGCAGGGGAGUACAUCGGCAAGCUGGGCAUGAUUCAGGUCAUUCGUUACACCGACAGUCCCGUAGGACCGUACGACGAACUGCUAAUUGUCCCUGGCUUCUUCUCGUACGAAGACGAUGGUCAGAGGGAGCAGGCAGUGAGAGUCAGCAGGAUCUACGUCAGCCAAAAAUAUACCGAGUGGAACGGGAGAGCCAACUGGAACAUCCCCAAGCAUAUGGCCCGCUUCGACUGGAGCUCUGCACCGGAUGGCUCGACUACCGUCAGGAUUUACCCGUUCGACACCUCAAAUGAUCCAGCGGAGUCCUCAGCCUCAGAAAAGCCAUUCUUCCAGAUGACGUUCUCACCUCUACUUCCACAAAAUCUCGUGCCGUUCUCGACGGAUCUUUACCCUUGGCUCGGGGUCAACGCAACGUUGGUCCAGCCCCCAAUUCCUCUCGGCAACGACAUCUUCGGAGGUCUGGCUGAAGGAGGGCCCAAUUGGAAGUCUGUGAUCCCUGGCCAAAGUUCGAAGCAGACCACGUUUGGCACGAUCAAUAUGGACCAAUCCGGCGGAGAUGGUGAAGAGACUGGAGUCAAUGCUGCCGGAGACGAGUUCUUCCCCAACUUUUGGCCAGGUUUGGCGAGGAUCAACGCCGGUAUCAGAAUGCUGGAUGCGACGAUCACAUUCAGCGGAGCAACAGAGAUGCCUGGUGUCAUUGUCUGA
Zymoseptoria tritici IPO323 is the source of this 939-nucleotide messenger RNA. RefSeq lists its product as uncharacterized. Bases 1 to 939 code for a protein of 312 amino acids. The record is from RefSeq and is a predicted model, not a curated record. Lineage: Eukaryota; Fungi; Ascomycota; Dothideomycetes; Mycosphaerellales; Mycosphaerellaceae. The transcript is spliced from 3 exons.